Molecule: messenger RNA, 2379 nt
Organism: Mytilus californianus (California mussel)
Lineage: Eukaryota; Metazoa; Mollusca; Bivalvia; Mytilida; Mytilidae
Product: long-chain fatty acid transport protein 2-like
Exons: 10
Coding region: 113-1993 (626 amino acids)
Molecular function (GO): long-chain fatty acid transmembrane transporter activity; long-chain fatty acid-CoA ligase activity
Source: RefSeq, a predicted model, not a curated record
GGAAGUUUAACACUAGUGAAUUUCUUCCAAAGGAAAGCGUAUACUGCCGGAAAAGAUUAUUGCAUUGUUUAAUCUUGUUAAGGUGCAAUUGUAUUUCAGCAUUUUUUAAGUUAUGUCGAAGAGUCAAAAAGUUUUGAUAGCUGCAGCAGGUGCAGCCGGAGUGGGCAUGGCAGCAUGGAAAACAUUGUUUCCUUAUAUUACUGAUGACUAUCGUACGCUUCGGCAGACAUGGCGGGUUUCCUUGGCAAUAUGGAAGGACUUAUUGGCUGAUAAUAGAGUCAUCGAUAUGUUUGAAGCAGACGUAGAAAAACACCCAACGAAGCCUUUCAUUAUUUUUGAAGAUAAAAUAUACACUUAUGAAUACAUAGAUAUGAUGGCUAACAAAAUAGCAAAUGUUGCCUUGUCAUGGAGUCUUGAUCAAUUAGAUACAGUAGCAAUGAUGAUAUAUAACGAACCUGCGUUUGUUUGGACAUUUCUAGGUUUACAGAAAAUUGGACUAGCUGCAGCAUUUGUCAACUAUCAUCUAAAGUCCACUCCUUUGGCACACACCAUCAAAGUCAGCGAGGCAAAAGUUUUAAUAGUUGGAGAGGGAGAGGAUUUAUUUGAAUCUGUCCAAGAAAUAAGUAAAGAAAUACCAGACACUGCAAUAUAUGUCAUGGGAAAGUCAAAAACUGAUCUCCCAGAUGGGUUUAGCUCGUUAUCAGACCAAAUGGUUAGAUCACUGCCUGUGCCUUUAUGUAAAUCAGUACGAGAGACAGUCCCUGUGACACACCCAUGUUGCUUUAUUUAUACCUCGGGUACGACAGGGCUUCCAAAACCGGCAGUAAUAAACCAAUGGAAAGCUAGUGCAAUGACUAAUAAUAUGCAGAUUAUUAAUUUCAACGAAAAUGAUAUAGCUUACGCAGUUACUCCUUUGUACCAUAGUGCGGCAACCACUCUCAGUUUGUUUAAUGUUAUAGGUCAAGGAGCAACUCUGGUACUUGGACGAAAGUUUUCUGCAAGCCAUUACUGGGAAGAAGUCCGAAAACAUAAAGUUACUGUGAUACAAUAUAUAGGAGAACUGUGUAGAUAUCUACUUAGAGUGCCUAAGAGCGAUCUGGACGUAGUUCACAAUGUGAGAGUAGCAUUGGGAAAUGGCUUACGACCAGAUAUUUGGGACGAGUUCAGAACGAGGUUCAACAUUCCACAUAUUGCAGAGUUUUUUGGUGCAACAGAAGGUACAGGUGGUACAUGGAAUAUCUUCAACCGAGCAGGAUGUGUUGGAAGAUGGUCCCCAUUAACGAGAGCGCUUGGUCCAGGAGGUGUUCCAGUUUAUUUGGUAAGGUAUGACCCAGUUACAUAUGAACCACUGAAAGACAAAAAUGGACGAUGUAUUGUGAUUAAACCAGGGGAAGAAGGUCUCAUGAUUUCAGCUAUUCCAGAGCAGCUUUUCACAUUUUACAAAGGUCCAGAACAGAUGAAUGAAAAGAAGAUUAUUAGAAAUGUAUUCAAUGAUGGUGAUGCAUUUUUCAAUUUUGGAGAUUUGUUUUACCUCGACGGUCAAUAUUAUUUAUAUUUCCGCGACCGGGUUGGUGACACUUUCAGAUGGAAAGGAGAAAAUGUAUCAACCAAUGAAGUAGCUAAUGUACUAAGUACUUUACCAUUUAUACAUGAUGCAAAUGUAUUUGGUGUCAAAAUUCCGGGUGAAGAUGGACGAGCUGGUAUGGCUGCAUUGUCACUGCACCAAGAUCAACCUGUAACGCCAGAAAUUCUGAAAGGCAUCUACCGCAAAUGUGAACAUGAACUUCCAAUUUACGCCAGACCAGUAUUUAUACGAUUUAUGAAAGAGUUCAUCGUAACACAAACAAUGAAGAAUCGAAAAAUUGAAUUAAUAGAAGAAGGAUUCGACUUUGAUAAAGUAACAGACCCACUCUUUGUGAUAGAUAAUAAAUCAAAAACAUACAAAACAUUUGAUAUUGACAAUUCUUAUGAGAUGCUGCAAUCAAAGUUGUGAUGUAAAUACUUCUGAAGGAAAGAUACUCAUGUUGUAUUGAGAAUUGCUUACAGUAAUGAGCUGUGUUUAUUAUAUUCCAUUUUUAUCAAAUCCUUGAAAACAUUUAGACCAAAAUAUCACAUGUGCAAACGAGAAUUUGAGUAUAAAAUAAUAUGUCAAAAGAACGAUAUCAGUUUAGUAACAAAGGACAAGUGUUUUGUAUCAAUUAUAUGUUAACGCGCUUUUUAAAUGUUAUAUAAAAAAAAUAUCAGGCUAAAAGAUUCAAAAGCUUUUGGUCAAUAUUUCGGAUUUUUGAUGCUACAGCUGAAAGCAGCAUAUACUUUGUGUAUUUAUGUUUGCAAUGUCUAAAUUUAUUCUCUUGGUAACAACUGUUAGUUUGGCAUAGA